Anguilla rostrata (American eel) is the source of this 4964-nucleotide messenger RNA. It is a transcript of the gene rnf167, whose product is annotated as ring finger protein 167. The transcript has 10 exons. The coding region runs from base 373 to 1590 and encodes 405 amino acids. The record is from RefSeq and is a predicted model, not a curated record. NCBI's taxonomy places the organism in Eukaryota, Metazoa, Chordata, Actinopteri, Anguilliformes, Anguillidae.
GGAAAGCGAGACUGAGAGCUUAAUGUAAACAGAAGAAUGAGAACGGGAGAAUACGGUGUUUUGGUAUGUGGCUAGCUAGUUUGCUAGCUAGCUAGCAAGCACAGUUCAGAAGGAUUGACAAUAGAACGGUUAAUACAAGCGAAAACAUCAAUAGCAACCCAAUUUCUUUAGGAAGGAAAGACUGUUAGUUGAGAAGUCCGGGGGAUUUCGACAGAAAAAGGCGCUGACAUCACUGCUUGAUUGAAGGGACACUGUGAGAAAACUGCUAACGUUAACAAGCGCUUUAGCUAGCUAGCCAACAAGGUAGCAAGCAGGCUAAGUGCUACUCGGCCGUUCCGUUCCUUUGGCCCAGUGCCCCCACCCCCUGUCGGGAUGACGCGUUGGGGUUCCUGGGGUAUGGGAGCCCGCCUGGUGGUGCUGAUGGUGGCUCUGUGCCUCUCUCUGUCGCCCUCUCCUGGACACGCGUACAUCUACGCCCAUUACAGCAACAGGACGUCUAUGGUGUUUGAAGACCUGCCUGCUCUCUUCGGGAACCAGCUGCCAAAAGAUGGAUUGCUGGGGGUGCUGGUGGAGUCUCGGCCACUCAACGCCUGUCUUCCCAUCGAGCCGCCGCCCACGCCGCUCACUCCUAUCUCUGCCAACCUCACCAAGUUCAUCGUCCUCAUCCAGCGCUUCGACUGCAAUUUUGACAUCAAGGUGCUGCACGCCCAGCAGGCAGGGUACAGCGCAGCCAUCGUUCACAACAUGCACUCAGAUGUCCUGCUCAGCAUGGGCUUCAGCGAUGAGAGCAUCGUGCAGCAGAUCGAGAUCCCAUCAGUCUUCACCAGCUACACGGCCUCCCAGCUGCUCAAGAGCUACGUCAUUCCCGAGAGAGGGGCCUACGUUGUCCUCAGGCCCGAGUUUUCCUUCCCUCUGUCCUACUAUCUGAUCCCCUUCACUGGAGUGGUGGGCAUCAUCAUCCUGGUCAUGAUCACCGUCCUGAUUGUGCGCUGUGUGCAGUACAGGAAGAGGAUGCGGAGGAACAGACUGAGCAAAGAACAGCUAAAGAAGAUUCCUGUUCACAAGUUUAAGAAAGGUGAUGAAUAUGAUGUAUGCGCCAUCUGCCUCGAUGAGUAUGAAGAUGGUGACAAGCUGAGGAUUCUGCCCUGUUCACAUGCCUACCACUGUAAGUGUGUGGACCCCUGGCUGACCCAAACCAAGAAGACCUGUCCCGUGUGCAAGCAGCGCGUGACCCGGCCCAACCCCGAGUACUCCGAGUCCGAGUCCGACGGGGAGGCCGGCGGGGCGGCGGCCAGCGAUGAAGAAGGCGGGGCGGAGGCGGAGUCGGAGCGCACCCCGCUUCUCCGCCCCUCCAACCCCGGCUCGCCCUCCUCGGGCAGCCCCGGGGCCUACGCCGCCACGGUGACGGCGGCCCAGUGCCUCGGCUCGGCGGCCUGCUCCGACUCGCCCAUCCUGGGCCACGAGGGCUACUACUCCCCGGAGGAGGACUCGGCCAGUUCCGACGGGGACGGGGACGGCGACGGCGACGACGCCAGCCUGUCGGACGGAGACACCGCCCACCUCCUGAGGAAUGGCGCGAUCGGGGUCUGAGGGGCCGCGGGGAGUCGCUCGUCUUCUCUGAGAUUUCCCCGAGUCGCGCUGCUACACGUUUCUGCUGUCUUUCGCUCACCACCGUUUCUCACUUCUUUUCCAGACCUCCGAUCCCUUCUGCUGCCUUUUUCGCCUGUCUCCAUUCCCCCAACCCAGCAGCAAAAUCUGUCCCCAGUUUCAGUAUCCCCACUCACUCUGUCUGUCCUGUGUCUGUCCCUAUCUCUAAAUCCAUUUGAUCUCACUCGGCACUAAAUAAACAGUUAUGGGCACUAAUUAGUUUGCAGGUAUAGGCUUCAUCUGUCUCAAUGCAGCUGGCAGAAAGUAGCCAUAAUUGUGCCAGGGGAAACUCAAGCUCAAGGAAAAAAUUCAAGCUACUAGCUAAUUCAAAAAUUAAUGUUUGAUGGCGUCAUUGGCAAACAGUUUCUUCAAGUGAGGGAUUUUUAAGUUGAAUCAUUUGUCUGGGUUUACAGAUGCUCCAGAAAUGAGUCGGUCAUUAACUGAGAGCAGUCCUGCUUUCUACUUUAUAUAUUACCAGAUAGGUGAAAUGGCCAUUGUGAUAUGGCCUUGCACGCUCUGUGUCUGUGCACGAGCUUGAACGUGUUCGAAAGGGGUCGCAGCUGUGGCUCCUUCGGAAGUCAGGCAUUGAUCUCAUGGUAUCUUUAGCAGAUGCCUUUUUUAACCUGAAAUUGUCAUCUGUUAGGUAGCGUAAAUCAACUUAAUUUUGGCUGGGAUCAGUGGUAUGUGGCCAGAGCGUAAAAAACACCCGAUUUAUUUGCCCAAACAUGGAAAAACAUCUCCUAUUGUGGAGAAAUUUGCACUCUUUUUUUUUUUUUCCCCAAAAAUAUUUUUUUGCUGCUCAGACUUCAUUUUUGUACAACCCCCCUCUCCCCUUUCAUACAUUUGGAUUGUAAUGGAUUUUAGGCAGUCCUCAGUAGCACACAGAUGUGUCCAGUGUCCACUGUCGGGCACCUUAAUGUAAUAUUGAGAAAUGUUUAGUCUGUUUGGUCAGUGUUGUUUUCAUGUGGCCUUUGUAAUAUUUGAGUUAUCUAGAACCUUCUAGCUGGGGAGGGAGGGAGGAAGGGGGGGAGGAAGGGGGGGGGGAUUGGGGGAUGAGGUGUACUACAGAUAGCCAGCCCACUUUGGUGGUCAUGGUAACAAGAUUCUUCUGCUUUCUGCCUAAAAAUGAACAGGCCGAAACUUGUCGCUGAAGGAAUUGCUAGCACUGUCUUCACACUACUGCGGCUGCUUACCAUUUCAGGCUCACUACCUUCAUGUGUAACAUGACGCUUAAAAUGUUACCUUUACUGUUUUAUCUUUGUUUUGUUGCUCUUUUAGUGAUGUUACAUUUAUGUUCUGUGUUCUAACUGUACCUGUUCAGUCCCACACUAAAACAUCUUUAUUUCUUAUUUUUUAUAUAGAUUUUGGGUGGGAGUAUCUGAUUUUUGGAGGAGAAUUGAUCUACUUGGAAGUAAUUGAUUAAUUCUCUUGCCCCUUUCCCUGUUGUACUGUUAAUGCAAUAAGGACUGUUUUUGUUUUUUUAGUAAGUUUAAUCCAAUAGCGCAAGGUGUUACAUUUGGCUUGUUUUGUAUGGAUGUACAGUAAUCUUUGGAGGGGAUCUUGUGGAGGUUGGGUGUAUUCUGUUGCAGUAGGACAUUGUAAGUCUGUCAUUCUAAAAUGGAAGGUUUAUUAUGGGCAAAUAUUACCAUGAACAAAAUAAACUAGUGAAACACGCUCUCAGGAACAUUACACUUUGAUGAAAAAACUGUCAUGAUGAUUGAAAUGCAGUUCACCAGACCGCCACAGUAUGUUAGUGAAUUGCCAUGCAGAUCAGUGUAAAAGGUUCUUCACCAUUACGGAGUGUAAGGCCACAGGUUUCUGUGUUCCGGCUGGAAGAGGCUUGACUUGGUUAUGCGCCACACACCCAUACAUCCAUAUCCAGGCACACGCCUACACCCAAGUGCAUUUCACAUUUCGUAUGGAUAACUGUGGUUUGGAUUUUCGUCUGAGCAUGUUGUUUUCUUGCUGGCACCGGGUACUCCAGUGCAAAUGGGUUCAGCACAAAUGUACACUUCUUAUACAGUUGGAAUUGAUUCCUUUCAUCGUUUGCAGUCAAGGCAAACCCAGCUCUGGCUCUGGCUCUUCUCUGUUAACCUCUUCAUAUGUUAUACACCUGUGAAGACCAAUAUAUGGUGCUCUAGCAACAGCAAGUGUGAGAAGUUCCUGACUUUGCACAAUAAUGAAUGUACUGGUAGAGUUCCCUUUGUGACUCAUUAAUGUCUCAUGCAGAAUUCACCAAAAUGCAGUGCAAGUGAACGAUCGGCCUCAGAUAAGGGCAUCUUCUGUCUGUAGCUGCAGAUUCAUGGAAUGGCAGACAUGGCCCAGAGACCAAUAAGCUGCAAGAUGGCAGGAGAGCAGUCAAAAAAUCUUAAUGUUAAGCCACUAUGGAGCAGUUUGAAUUAAUCUAAGCAUCGUAUACCUGAAACUGAUAACAUGGGUACCUGAGGUACAUGAAUGUGUACAGGUAUCAAAAACCGAUGGCUCUUCAAGGCUGCCAUUUGCUUUUUUUAAAGACUCUGCAGCAUAGGUUUCACUUUUGAGAUGCCACAAAAUGGCACUCCUUUCGAGAUGCCACAAAAUGCAUUCCAGUGAACUUGAAAUCAGUUUAGUUUUUUCUGUAAUAUGUUCAAUCCAGAAAUCACACCACACCUUUAAAUUGUCUUUUGGCUGUCAAAGGUGUUAAGUACACACACGGUGCUGUGGUGGUCUUCCAAUUAAAGCACAGAGCUGUUUCACCUUGACUUUUAAAUAAAUGAAGUUAGCGUUACCGAUUAUUUGUCUUUAUAUUUAGCUCAUAACUAAUUAAAGUAGAAACAAUAGUACAUUGACUUUAAUUCCAACAGUUUAGGUUUGAAAUUGAACCCAUCUUACCUGGAAGUUUACUGACUAUAUGAAAUCACUAUUUACAUUUUGAUAUAGACUUUGACGUUCUCAACUGUCAAUUUUGAAUUAACUCCGCUUAGAUGUGAUUAGAUGUGUGGUUGUACAUGUGUUUUCAUCACUAGUCAAGUUGGUUUUUUUUAAGAUGAUAAUAUUUUCCAUCUUUGGAUUUUUAAUUCAAAAAGAUUUCUAGCUGUGACACUAGUAACAGGAAUACAAAUAACAAUAAUCACAGUUCUUGUUCUCUAAAUGGGGACCAAAUUCUUACUGUGUAAUGAUACUAAUGAAAUAUCUUUAUUUUUUACUUGUAUCAAUGUGCUUUGUGUCGCUUUAUGACUCAUAACCUUCUGACCCCUCCAGCUUCACCCUGCAUAGAUUUUUAUAUUUUGUAUGUAUCUUCUUUUAGUCUGUGCCAUAAAGAGAAUAUGACCGAUUUA